This is a messenger RNA of Hippocampus comes (tiger tail seahorse), 1801 nucleotides long. It is a transcript of the gene srsf5b, whose product is annotated as serine and arginine rich splicing factor 5b. The record is from RefSeq and is a predicted model, not a curated record. Lineage: Eukaryota; Metazoa; Chordata; Actinopteri; Syngnathiformes; Syngnathidae. Gene Ontology annotation, cellular component: cytoplasm; nucleus. The coding region runs from base 147 to 1028 and encodes 293 amino acids. Gene Ontology annotation, molecular function: mRNA binding. The transcript is spliced from 8 exons.
GCUUUUUCCGGCCUUUUCCGGCGUCAUACCGUCUAUAUACGCCAGUUCCAUUUUGUUUUGUCUUCUGUGUUUGACACCGUCUCUGUUGCCAGGCACCCUUUACAGUCCUCCAAACGCUCCGUCAAGAAAGGACCCCCGUUCUGAAAAUGAGUGGAUCUCGCAUAUUCAUCGGCCGACUAAGCCCCUCGGCCAGGGAGAAAGAUGUGGAGAAAUUCUUCAAAGGAUACGGACGCAUCCGAGACAUCGACCUGAAGAGGGGCUUUGGAUUUGUGGAGUUUGAGGAUCCCAGAGAUGCUGAAGAUGCUGUGUAUGACCUUGAUGGAAAAGAACUGUGUAAUGAAAGAGUGACCAUAGAGCACGCUCGUGGACGUCUACAUGCCAGCCGAGGAGGCAGAGGAGGUGGCGGCGGUGGCAGUGGAGGAAGCCGCUUCCCAGAUCGUUACGGUCGAGGCGCUCAGAACAAUCGGAGUCGAAACCCGCCUCCGAUGCGUACUGAGAACCGUCUGAUUGUGGAGAACUUGUCCUCCCGUGUCAGCUGGCAGGACCUAAAAGAUUUCAUGAGGCAAGCUGGUGAGGUCACAUUUGCAGAUGCACAUCGACCUAAGCUCAACGAAGGAGUGGUUGAGUUUGCCUCUCACAGCGACCUCAAAAAUGCUCUUGAGAAACUGUCUGGUAAGGAGAUCAAUGGCAGAAAAAUAAAGCUCGUUGAGGCAGGCCAGAAGAGGUCAAGAAGUCGUUCCCGCUCCAGGAGUUCAUCUCGCUCCCGCUCCCGCUCACGCUCCCGGUCCGGUGAUCGUUCUUCAUCAGGCAGUCCCAGGCGCUCCAGCAGCCCGCCCAAAACCCGCGGUCACUCCUGCAGCGGCUCUCCAAGUGGCAGCGCGUCCCCCUCGAACUCCAAGUCAGUGGAUCCAAACAAACUUUCCAUCUCUGGUAUCCUUCCUCCUCCUUCUCCUCAUGAGAAAGGCCCUGACUCCCGCUCCCGUUCCCGUUCGCACUCCCGUUCUCCUUCCACCGAAAGCCAGCGUUGACUCACCCCGUUGUCUCGGGAGAAGAGGUUUGUUAAAACUCAACACUGUUUCUUGAGAAAAUAUCAAGCGUGGAUAGAAAAGUAUGAUUUUUUUUUUCCUAGCAACUAUUCGGUGUUUUUGAUAUGCAAGCGAAGCCUGUUGAAUUAAUUUCUUAUUCUUUCUUUUGAUUCCCUUCACAAUGACUAAUCCAAUGUCAUGUUGCACCCUGCAUCUCUGCCACCUCUAGUGAGUCUCCGUGGCAUUUGGGAUGCUUGAAUUGAUUCAAAUACUUUGCCUUUUUGGGCCAUCCUGUGAAGGAUUCAGAGUAACUUCACACUCCUGAAUGCCAUGUACAUGUUCUUGCUUUUGACCGCAAGCUAUCAUUUCUACAUAUUGGACAGUCUGCUCUAAGAGGUAAAAAUCAUUGUGCAAGCGUGCAUUUUGAAGGGAAUGCACGAUGAUGAUCUAAUUGGUUCGUUGAGAAACUUGCCACACCAUAUCCACUUUGGGCCCCGAGCUUUAGUCUCCUUAAAAAUAGGUCACUUAGAUAGUUGCUUCUUAGUUGAUGCUUUUUUUUUUUUCUUUUUAAAGUUUUAUUCUGAAAGUUGUUGGGAGUGGGGUGGUGGGGUUGUUGAGAGUGUUUAGAUGUUAUUUGACACUGUACCCGAUGUUAAUGUGUUUAUGAACAAUGCAGCCUUUUGUAUAAUUAGGGAUUUGUUUUAAAUAAACAUAGGGGACAAUUGUAUGCAAGACAUACUGUACCUAUUAAAGCGCUUUUAGCAAUGUGACACACU